GCAGCAUCCGUCGACGCGUCGCGACGUCUGCGGAUGCGCACUCGUAGUUCGUAAGUGAUGGUCAGCUGUGUACGGGAGACGUCGAGAAAUGCGCCUUAGGCAUGUAACUCUGGCUUGCAGAGAUACCCAAAGGCCGCACAAUGUUCGCGUACGGUUUCGAGAUCACAUAGACCUGUAAUAUGCCUGUGCCUAGUGCGAGUUCACGGUGAAAAUCUGGCGUGAACGGUGGCUCGGAGACAUGGCGUCGGUGGCGGGCUCGACCGAACAGCCGCCCGCCGCGCACGGGCACAGCUUCUGCAAGAAGACCUUCCACAAGCCCACGUACUGCCACCACUGCAGCGACAUGCUCUGGGGCCUCAUCCAGCAGGGCUUCAUCUGCGAAGUGUGUAACUUCGUGGUGCAUGAUCGCUGCUUCAAGACUGUGGUGUCCCCGUGUUCCAGCAUUGCCGCCAGCCUUAUCAAGAAUCCGGUAGCCCACUGUUGGUCAGAACCGUUCCAUCAUAAGCGAAAAUUUUGUAAUGUGUGUAGGAAAAGGCUAGAUGAUAGCGUAUCCAUCCACUGUGAGAUUUGCGAGUACUUCGUACACACCGAAUGUCAGGAUUUCGCCGUUGCUGAUUGCAAGGAAAACGCUACAUAUCUUCCGGGAAAGCAAUUGUCGAACGUACACCACCAGCACCACUGGCGAGAGGGCAAUCUGCCAAGCAACUCAAAAUGCGCUCUCUGCAAGAAAACCUGCUGGACGACGGAAUGCUUGUCGGGAUAUCGGUGCGAAUGGUGCGGCAUGACUUGUCAUGCGACAUGCCAUGUCAAUAUAACAUCCGAAUGCACGUUCGGGGUGCUGGAACCGAUUUACCUGCCACCGCAUGCCGUCAGCAUUCCAAGGACCGAAGUACCCAUGGAGGCUAUCAUCGGUGUACAAGUUCGACGCAAGGAUGUCACCAUGUCUCUCAUCAGUGGCGAUAGUGAUAGACGGACUGCUUUUUCGAGUGUCUUGAAGCGUCUUUCUGUUGUUUUGCCAUCCUCAUGUCAGGGCAAAUGCCAGCCCUCACCCCCUUAUGUUCGAGCGAGGAGCAUUUCGGAAGAGUUCAGCAGUGGAGAUGCUGGACGUUACAGGGAUUCGGAGGAAUACAGCCAGUCUCAUACACCGGGACGCGACAGCAGACAGGACAAAACCAACAAGGAUAAGGAGGAUAGGGAUGAGGAGGUGAUCAAAGUCUAUGAUGGGAAUAACUCAUUGAGAAGAAGGAUCUUCCGGACCAUUGUGGUAUCACGACAGGCACCAUUGAAGCAAGUGUUAACACAAGCUUUACGGGCGUUUCAUAUCACAAAAGAUCCAAGUUCAUUCCAUCUGACAGAUCUCUAUUCUCCAGAGGAGGCAGUUUUGCAAGAUCCAACACCGGUGAUGAAUCUUCAUAGGAAAGAAGGGAAAAGGCCCGCAGUUUUCCUCCGAUUCAAGGAUCGGGACAACGACAAGGGUGAAGUACGUGUCUACCCUGGCAAGUUACAGGUAUCCCAGGCAUUCUGCACCGUGCCUGUGGAUUCCAAUACAUCGGUUGGUGAUCUCAUACGCGAAGCUCUCAAACGUUUCGGCCUCGAGGAUUAUAACUGCGAGGACUACCGUUGUAGCGAAGUGCUACUGGAUCGUGGAGUCACUGAGCGUGUUUUAUCAUGGAACGAGAGGCCGUGGGAAAUAAUGAAACAAUUAGGGAAAGACAGCAUCAGACAGAUGGAGCUCAUGAGGUUUUAUUUGCAGUUAAAACAAGACCCACAUGGACCAAAUGUAGCAUUAUUUGUGGGCAAUUUGCCUCCGAAUCUCUCCGAAAGGAACUACGAGAAUAUACUAACGGAGUUUUUAGGGAAAGAAAACAAAUUUUCUAAAAUUGGUCCAAUCUAUUACGAAUACGGGUCUAUGGUUAUAACGUACGAGGAUUCCGAUAAGGCUGUCAGAGCAUUAUACACUUUACGAGAAUCAAAAUUCGAGGACAAACACUUACUUGUGAUGUUGUUGCCAAACAUUGAACCCUCAAUGACUCCAAGCGGCGUGCAACCGCUCCUGGUCUUCGUCAAUGUUAAAUCCGGGGGCUGUCAAGGCCUCGAACUCAUAUCCAGUUUUCGAAAGCUUCUGAACCCGUACCAAGUCUUCGAUUUAGACAACGGCGGUCCUUUGCCAGGCUUGUACGUAUUCAGAAACAUUCAAAACUACAAAAUUCUGGUUUGUGGUGGUGACGGAACCAUCGGUUGGGUUCUCCAGUGUUUGGACAAUGUCGGACAGGACUCUCAGUGUUCUUCUCCGGCUUGUGCCAUUGUUCCACUGGGAACAGGGAACGAUUUGGCGAGGGUGCUCAGAUGGGGGCCUGGAUAUACAGGAGGUGAAGACCCGUUAAAUCUUUUACGGGAUGUUAUUGACGCGGAGGAAAUACGCUUGGAUCGAUGGACGGUGGUGUUCCAUCCAGAGGAUAAACCCGAUGACAGCGUUAAGCAGGUCAACUCCACCGGUAAGAAGAGGCAAAAACUGUCCAAAAUGAAAGUGACCAAUGAGCAAAUUAGAAAAGCAGUUGUAGCAGGUUCGACGAGCGAAGACAACUCUCAAAUCUUCGUAAUGAACAAUUAUUUCGGGAUCGGCAUCGACGCAGACUUGUGUCUGGAUUUUCACAACGCACGUGAAGAGAAUCCCAACAAAUUCAACAGUCGUUUGCACAACAAGAGCGUCUAUGUCAAAAUGGGGCUGCGCAAAAUGGUGGGGCCAAAAAUGUGCAAGGACUUGCACAAAGAAGUACGCUUAGAAGUCGACGGAAAGCAUGUGGAACUACCUCAAGUGGAAGGCAUCAUCAUACUUAAUAUACUAAGUUGGGGCUCCGGAGCCAAUCCGUGGGGUCCGGAGAAGGAAGACCAGUUUUCGAAACCCAAUCAUUGGGAUGGAAUGUUGGAAGUAGUUGGAGUUACUGGAGUGGUACACUUGGGGCAGAUCCAGUCAGGACUAAGAUCGGCCAUGAGGAUUGCACAAGGUGGUCAUAUAAAAAUUCAUCUUCAUUCAGACAUUCCAGUCCAAGUGGAUGGUGAACCAUGGGUGCAAAGCCCUUGUGAUGUCGUUGUGCUCAAGUCUGCUCUCAAGGCCACCAUGCUGAAGAAGAUGAAGGGCAAAAUGAAGCGGCGCAACACCGAACCCACCAUGCUUGUCUCACCGGGGGCCCAGCUGGCGCCCCUUCCUUCCAACGACGGGGAGUCGCCCACGGACCCCACAAACACCACCUUCUAAGUGUUUUGCUUUCGCCUUUAUUUGACUGUUUUACCCAGGGCAUGGGCGUUCGUUCUUUAGUUGCAUUUACGAAACGUAUUACAUAAAAUGUAACAAACAAAACGGUAAACUGUAAUAAUUAUUACGUUAUAGUAUGGUAUUUUACCAAUCUGUGGUGAAUUCAUCUCAUUAGAGUCGCGUUGAGUUGACUUAAUUUAAAUAGUUUAUUUACGAGUACAAGUCAUGUACUUGACCUGUUGUAGUUUUUUAAAGUUUAUUUAACGAGAAACCUGAUUGAAGUAAAGAGCGAUCGAAGCGUAGCGUUGCGGCACGUUUCGUGAGCUCUCGUGCAAAACCAGCUGCACUUGAAGUGAGCAAUACUCACACAAAACUUGAUAUAUGUCCCUGAUCGGUCAAGUCACUGGAAGGCACCUCCCGGUUACGGUCCGUGUUUCCACAAAGGGACGACUUACCGAGUGACUGAACAAGUGAAGUGCACCGAGUGAGCAGGCGUUCGAUUGGUUAUCCGGGGGGUUUGUUCCACCACUGGCCGAUCGCCUUUGAGGCAAAGUAGGCUACGCAAUUCUAGUCACCCUCUCCCUUGUCGGAAGUCGCCAGUAAGGCGGCAGGAAAGUUGGUCCAGCUGGCAGCGUUAGGUCUCUCUAUCCAGGAAGCGACACUUUAACGCCGUCGUUAAUCUGCCGCGUCGCAAGGGGCUCAGUUUUUCACGGGUGGCUGCCUGGGGUGUGGCCCGUGAUUAAUAUGCGUCGGAGGCAGAUUUUCGAAACGAUAGUACCGUAAUUUAGCUAUUAUCUUAUUACUAAAUUGAUGUGCUAUGUUUGUAAUUAUAUUUCCCCAACGUAUGUAAUUAAUAGAUAUGGUCAGAACCGUUCAGUCUGUUCCAUCUAUUUGGAAAAACUUCAGCUCGGAUACGGACAUGAGAAUGAUCCAAAGGUCGAGAUACAGUGCGUUUUGGUUAUCUGAUCUGGAUAUUCCACAAGUGCGUGUGAACUGAGGCUUUUCUGCUACAUAUAAGAUAUGAAAUAUAUGUAUAUGUGAUUAUAGAUAUAUUAAAAAUUGUGAAAUAUAGAAAUAUUAAAUGUAA
Molecule: messenger RNA, 4340 nt
Organism: Tribolium castaneum (red flour beetle)
Lineage: Eukaryota; Metazoa; Arthropoda; Insecta; Coleoptera; Tenebrionidae
Exons: 17
Coding region: 239-3256 (1005 amino acids)
Molecular function (GO): ATP-dependent diacylglycerol kinase activity; RNA binding
Source: RefSeq, a predicted model, not a curated record